This is a messenger RNA of Phacochoerus africanus (Common warthog), 2954 nucleotides long. RefSeq names its product kelch repeat and BTB domain containing 12 (gene KBTBD12). Lineage: Eukaryota; Metazoa; Chordata; Mammalia; Artiodactyla; Suidae. The transcript is spliced from 7 exons. Gene Ontology annotation, molecular function: protein binding. Bases 189 to 2060 code for a protein of 623 amino acids. The record is from RefSeq and is a predicted model, not a curated record.
CAGCGCCUGCCGUUUCGGUGCCAUCGCGGAGGCCCCGGCAGAGGAUUGCGUCCGCGCCCGAAGAGCCGGCAGCCCUGAAUGUUAUAUGACAUCUCUGUUGCUCUGUGAGUGAUCAGAAACACAAACAGUCCCUCCAGGAUUGAGCUACAUUCAAAGAAAACUUACUCAGAAACACUGGAAAGUGCACCAUGGAGUGCAAGAGUGAGGGAAAAGAAAAAUUCCAACAUGGCUUGUAUCUACUAAACAAAAUUAAGAAUAUGAGAGAACUAGCAGAGAUGAUUGAUGUUGUACUCAUAGCAGAAGAGGAGAAAUUUCCUUGCCACAGGCUGGUCCUGGCUGCAUUUAGUCCUUAUUUCAAAGCCAUGUUUACCUGUGGACUACUUGAGUGUACUCAAAGGGAAGUCAUACUUUAUGACAUCACAGCAGAAAGUGUGUCAGUGAUAUUAAAUUACAUGUACAGUGCGGCUUUGGAGAUCAGUAAUGCCAAUGUGCAAACUGUGGCCAUGGCUGCCUAUUUUAUGCAGAUGGAAGAAGUCUUUCAGGUGUGUCAGAAGUAUAUGAUGGACCAUAUGGAUGCCUCGAACUGUGUAGGUAUCUAUUAUUUUGCAAAGCAGAUUGGAGCUGAAGAUUUAGCUGAUCAAUCGAAGAAAUAUUUAUAUCAGCACUUUGCUGAGGUGAGCUUACAUGAAGAGAUACUAGAAAUUGAAGUGCACCAAUUUCUGAUGCUUAUUAAAUCAGAUGACCUGAACAUAACCAGAGAAGAGAGCAUUCUGGACCUAGUUCUGAGAUGGGUAAAUCAUAACCGAGCACUGCGCACAGAGCAUCUCGUUGAGCUUCUGAAGCAAGUUAGGCUGCAACUGAUAAGUCCUUCUUUUCUAAGACAAGCCCUGAGAAGGAACACAAUGCUUCUGUGUGAUGCAGGUUGCAUUGACAUCAUUCAAAAUGCAUUCAAAGCCAUCAAGACUCCCCAGCCACAUGCUCUCAAUCUGCGUUACGGCAUGGAGACCACCAGUCUUUUGCUUUGCAUUGGUAACAAUUCUUCAGGAAUCAGGUCAAGACACAGGAACUACGGGGAUGCCAGUUUUUGCUAUGAUCCUGCAUCACGCAAGACCUAUUUCAUUUCAUCUCCCAAGUAUGGGGAGGGUUUAGGCACCGUGUGUACUGGUGUCGUCAUGGAAAACAACACUAUCAUUGUGGCUGGCGAGGCAAGUGCCUCUAGACUCUCCAGACAAAAGAGCAAGAAUGUUGAAAUCUACAGGUAUCAUGAUAGAGGCAACCAGUUUUGGGAAAAGUUAUGCACAACUGAAUUUCGAGAGCUCUAUGCUCUGGGCAGUGUCAAUAAUGACCUCUAUGUCAUAGGAGGACAGAUGAAAAUUAAAAACCAGUAUCUUAUUACAAACUAUGUUGAUAAGUACUCUGCAGAACGGGACAGUUGGAAAAGGGUGGCUCCCCUUCCACUACAAUUGGCGUGUCAUGCUGUAGUAACAGUGAAUAAUAAACUUUAUGUGAUUGGAGGCUGGACCCCUCAGAUGGAUCUUCCUGAUGAAGAGCCUGAUCGAUUAAGCAACAAGCUGCUGAAGUAUGACCCCAGCCAAGAUCAGUGGACAGAGCGGGCACCCAUGCAGUAUGCUAAGUACCGAUUCAGUACAGCUGUGGUCAACAGUGAGAUUUAUGUUUUGGGUGGAAUUGGCUGUAUAGGACGGGACAAGGGCCAGGUCCGGAAAUGUCUAGACGUGGUGGAGAUCUACAAUCCGGAUGGGGACUUCUGGAGAGAGGGCCCCCCCAUGCCAAGUCCCCUGCUGUCACUUCGCACCAACUCCACCAGCGCAGGAGCCGUGGACGGGAAAUUGUAUGUCUGCGGGGGAUUCCAUGGAGCAGAUCGCCAUGAGGUUAUCUCCAAAGAGAUCCUGGAGUUGGACCCCUGGGAGAACCAGUGGAACGUUGUAGCCAUUGACGUCCUCAUGCACGACAGCUAUGAUGUCUGCCUGGUGGCCAGAAUGAAUCCUCGAGACCUCAUCCCCCCACCUUCAGAUUUGGUAGAAGAAGGUGGGGGGCACUGAGGUUUGCACCAAGUGCCCUUGGCAGUGCCUGGCAUGUGUGUUGGCCUUUGGGUGGCCAGCAUGGGGGUGCACCUGCUCCACCCACAUGAAUGUGUGGAUGCUGCCAGCUUCCCUUGGGUCAGCAAGGCCUUGUUGGCAGCCGUGAACUUUUCUUGAUGCACUGGGCUCAGGAUUGAGGCUCUCAUCCCAGCUCUGCUGCUUACUGCAUGUGUGACCCUGGGCAAGAUAAACUUUUAAAACCUGUUCCCCUCCUGUGCGGAAUAGGAAGGAAAAGUCUUCUGUAGGGUUGAUGUGAGGACUGAGUGAUAAAACAUUAAGCAUGGUGUCUGUGAGACGCUAAAACAGCAAAUGUUCUUUAGCUGCCAUGACUUUCAUUAUUCUUAUCUUCAUAAUCAGCAUUUUCCGAAGCCUAGUGUCCAAAACACCCGGUGUUGGAGUUGGGUGUUGGGAUUUCAGGGAGAAAUGUGCACAGGGUUUGAGAUAGGUCUUAAGCCACAGCCACAGCCCCUCAGCUUCUCCAGGCCCAAGUGAAUAAAUCAAUGUUUCUUUUGAGCCCUGGAUGCUGCUCCUCUGACCCACGUUUGUGGUUCUGCCCUCCUGUUGUUGGACAGCAUUAGAGAUUCAGCCUUAAACAUUUCCCCAUCCCCCUUCUCACCUUUAUUGAGGGCUGUCCUGACAUGCCAUGAAGAACCCAUAAAACUAGUGAGAUAGGAGGACUUGGCCCUGAGCCCGGACAUGGGAAUGGUCUGGACACUGAGACUGGGAGAAGCUGUAGCUGCCAGCACACCUGUUCAAUUCCUGCUCAUCAGGGAGGCGUCAUCGUUCUCACUGAUUGACUUUAUAACAAGCAAAUGCUUUAAAAAUGAAUCACAAAAUAAAAUUUCACUAGUAAUA